UUCCCUCCAGAAGCCUCCGGGAGUGCAGCACCUCCUCCAGCUGCCAGAAGCAGCUCUCUCCCACCAUGAGAACUGUCCCUCUGCACCUGACCAGGACAGUAAGUCUUGGCCUUGGCUGCCUGCUCCUGCUUUCUCUCCGCCUGGACGCAGGCCAAGCCAAGGAGUUGAAGUUUGUGACAUUGGUGUUUCGGCACGGAGACCGAAGUCCCAUCGAUACCUUUCCUAAUGACCCCAUUAAGGAAUCCUCAUGGCCACAAGGAUUUGGCCAACUCACCCAGCGGGGCAUGGAACAGCAUUAUGAACUUGGAAGUUAUAUCAGGAGAAGAUACGGAAGAUUCUUGAAUGAUUCCUAUAAACAUGAUCAGGUUUAUAUUCGGAGCACAGAUGUCGACCGGACUUUGAUGAGUGCUAUGACAAACCUUGCAGCCCUGUUUCCCCCAGAAGGGAUCAGCAUCUGGAAUCCCAGCCUGCCCUGGCAGCCCAUCCCAGUGCACACAGUGUCACUCUCUGAAGAUCGGUUGCUCUACCUGCCUUUCAGGGACUGCCCUCGUUUUCAAGAACUCAAGAGCGAGACUUUGCAAUCUGAGGAAUUCCAGAAGAGGCUUCAUCCAUAUAAAAGCUUCAUAGAAACCUUGCCAUCACUGUCAGGAUUCCCUGGCCAGGAUCUUUUUGGGAUUUGGAGUAAAGUUUAUGACCCUUUAUACUGUGAGGGUGUUCACAAUUUCACCUUGCCCUCCUGGGCCACCAAGGAUGUCAUGACUAAGUUGAGAGAGUUAUCAGAAUUAUCUCUGCUAUCUCUUUAUGGAAUUCACAAGCAGAAAGAGAAAUCUAGACUCCAGGGGGGUGUGCUGGUCAAAGAAAUCCUCAAGAACAUGAAGACUGCCACUCAGCCACACAAGUACAGAAAAUUUGUCAUGUAUUCUGCACACGACACUACUGUGAGUGGCCUGCAGAUGGCGCUAGAUGUUUAUAAUGGACUUCUACCACCCUAUGCUUCUUGCCACAUAAUGGAAUUGUACCAAGAAGAGGGGGAACAUUUUGUGGAGAUGUACUAUCGGAAUGAGACCCAGCACGAGCCCUACCCACUCACGCUGCCGGGCUGCACCCACAGUUGCCCUCUGGAGAAGUUUGCAGAGCUACUGGACCCCGUGAUCCCCGAGGACUGGUCCACGGAGUGUAUGGGAACAAGCAAUCACCAAGUCCUGAGGGUCAUCCUUGCCAUUACCUUUUGCCUGGUAUCUGGCAUCCUAGUGAUACUGCUGUUUACCCUCAUCCGCCACGGGCCCUGCUGGCAGAGAGACGUGUAUCGGAACAUCUGAACAGACGGCUGACCUCCAGUGACAAGACCUCUCGGUUGGAGUAGCUGCCUUUGAAGACUCAGUAGUGGCUAGUGGCUCCCAGAAGAAAGAGUUCUGACUCAGGCCAUUAGAGGAUAGCCUUUUUAAAGCAGAGAAAACACAUUCUUUAUUUGUAAAAUACACUUUGGGUUAUUGUGACAAAAUAGACAUUAUCUUUAGGGCUGGAACACAGCUCACUGAUGAAGUGCUUGCCUGCCAAAGGCAAGCCCCCAGUUCCAUCUCCUGUGCCACAAUAAAGUCAAUAAAACAAAUA
Peromyscus maniculatus bairdii (prairie deer mouse) is the source of this 1611-nucleotide messenger RNA. The record is from RefSeq and is a predicted model, not a curated record. NCBI's taxonomy places the organism in Eukaryota, Metazoa, Chordata, Mammalia, Rodentia, Cricetidae.